This is a messenger RNA of Tripterygium wilfordii, 1839 nucleotides long. RefSeq names its product dihydrolipoyllysine-residue succinyltransferase component of 2-oxoglutarate dehydrogenase complex 2, mitochondrial-like. The coding region runs from base 227 to 1630 and encodes 467 amino acids. Gene Ontology annotation, biological process: tricarboxylic acid cycle. NCBI's taxonomy places the organism in Eukaryota, Viridiplantae, Streptophyta, Magnoliopsida, Celastrales, Celastraceae. The transcript is spliced from 14 exons. Gene Ontology annotation, cellular component: oxoglutarate dehydrogenase complex. The record is from RefSeq and is a predicted model, not a curated record. Gene Ontology annotation, molecular function: dihydrolipoyllysine-residue succinyltransferase activity.
CUCUGAAUCCCUAGAAGCGAGAAACUAGAAAAGGAAGCGAGGAAGAGAAGUUUCGAAACGCAAGUUUAGUGGUCGGCAGACUCGGCACGAGUCCUCCUUUCGAUCUUAUAGUUUUCCUUCUUCUUCUGCUUACAAUCCUCCAUACUCGACUUUCAGAAUCAGAGGUCGCCAUAAGCUCUCUGCUCUGCCUCUGUACUGUACAGGUUCGCUUGAGUUUUCGAAGAAAAUGUUUUGGGGAGUCAUUCGCCGCAAAGUUGGACAGUCAGCGUCAAAGGUUAGGUCUCCAAUCGGCAGGCCAGGGCAUUACAACACUUCACAAAAGGAGGCUUUGAUCUAUGGAAUUGGCUCUCGACAUGUGCAGAGCUUUCAUUAUGGCAAAUUCUUAGGAAGUAAUGUUUAUUCAAAGUCAGGAAGAGACUUCAACAUGGUGCUUCGACCAGCAUAUAUACGACUGAGCCAUAGAUCAUUUUCUUCAGAAAAUGCCGAAGGAGACCUGGUUGAGGCUGUUGUCCCUUUCAUGGGUGAAUCUAUUACUGAUGGAACCAUUGCAAAAUUCUUGAAGAAUGCCGGUGACACAGUUGCGGUUGAUGAGGCAAUUGCGCAGAUUGAAACUGACAAGGUGACAAUAGAUGUGGUUAGUCCUGAAGCUGGCACUAUUCAAAAGUUUGUAGCCAAAGAAGGUGAUACUGUGGAACCUGGUACGAAGGUUGCCGUCAUUUCAAAAUCAGGUGAAGGUGCACCACAAGCUGCACCAUCGGAAAAAUCUGCUCCUCCACCUCCUGCAGCAAAGGAGAGUGCAGAAAAGAAAAUCACUAAAGCAGAGUCCUCCCCUGUCAAGGAGAAUGAUAGAAAACCCUCGGCACCACAGCCUGCAGUUCAACCCCCUUCACCUCCUAGAUCCACAUCUUCAGAACCUCAGCUUCCUCCCAAGGAUAGGGAGAGGCGGGUUCCAAUGACAAGACUGAGGAAACGAGUGGCAACCCGCUUGAAAGAUUCUCAAAAUACAUUUGCACUGCUGACUACAUUCAAUGAGGUCGACAUGACCAACCUGAUGAAGCUUCGUUCGGACUACAAAGACGCCUUUGUGGAAAAACAUGGAGUUAAAUUGGGACUUAUGUCAGGGUUUGUUAAAGCUGCUGUAAGUGCUCUCCAAAGUCAGCCCGUUGUCAAUGCCGUCAUUGAUGGAGAUGAUAUCAUUUAUCGAGAUUACAUUGAUAUCAGCAUUGCUGUUGGGACUGCCAAGGGACUUGUUGUUCCGGUUGUCCGCAACACCGAAAGAAUGAACUUUGCAGAGAUAGAGAAGGAGAUCAGUACCCUGGGAAAGAAAGCAAAUGAAGGUACUAUAUCCAUCGAUGAUAUGGCUGGAGGUACAUUCACUAUAUCCAAUGGUGGUGUGUAUGGAAGUCUUCUAAGUACGCCGAUUAUCAACCCCCCACAGUCGGCUAUCCUGGGAAUGCACUCUAUAGUGACACGCCCAAUGGUUGUGGGAGGCAAUAUAGUUCCCAGGCCAAUGAUGUACAUUGCACUAACCUAUGAUCAUCGGCUUAUUGAUGGAAGAGAGGCCGUCUUUUUCUUGCGGCGUAUCAAAGAUGUUGUGGAGGACCCAAGAAGGCUUCUCCUAGAUGUCUGAAGAAAACUCUCGUCUGAUAUAAUAAAUUGCAUGUGCACGAAAUUCAGGGUACUUUUGUUGAAUAAACUUUCUAGAUGUCUAAAUUGACCGGCAAUCUAAGUAUUGUUUAAAGUUUUGGGUUGAGCUGUGGAAUUUAAUUUGUUGUUGUGGCCGAAUCUUGGUAUGUUUACCAAUUUUGGAAUAAAGGUAGAGCAGUACAUAAACAAAAA